Molecule: messenger RNA, 1319 nt
Organism: Rattus norvegicus (Norway rat)
Lineage: Eukaryota; Metazoa; Chordata; Mammalia; Rodentia; Muridae
Source: RefSeq, a predicted model, not a curated record
GUCACCAGUGUUGUAGUGACAACCAGUUCCCUAAUUUUUCUCUCUUAGUGUCCAAAGGAUAUAUCCACAGGCAUGUUUGCCCGUCUUCGCAGGUGCUUUGUUGAUGGAGAAGAGUCUAGAGAGAAGCAAACGAAAGCUGAAAGUAAUGAUGGACACAGGACGUGGUCAUGUGGAAUGUGGAAGGCCUGAAGACAAACGUCAUCCCCUGAAACUGUCCUAAACAAGGUGCAGGCCAACGAGGAAGAGGAGAGGCUGUUUAGAGAACUCGAGCUAACUACCAAGGAGAGAAAUGAGCUGACAGAUCGCCUCCUUUAUGUGACAGGUGGAUACAUGAACAAGAGCUCCUACUUCAGGCCAAAUCCAUUUUAUGAAAAAUUGAAGAUAAAGAAGAAAGAGGUAAUGUCAUUACUGCACAACUUAGACACAAACAACAUUGAACAUCGUGAGAAAUUUCAGGAGCUCAAGAAGGAGACUAACUUCUAUCACAACCUGCACAGCCGGCUCCUGAUGGACCAGGCAUGUAUGAAGAAGUUGGUCACAUUGAAGCAGGAGAGCAAGGAGGUACAGCGAUAUUUGUCUGAGUUGAACCCGAAUGAUGAAGACGAACAGGAGAAGACCAGCAACCUCCAGACCCAGCAAAAUUUGUAGGAACAAGCAGCUGAGUCAGAUUAACAAUGUCUGAUACCAUUUGCCUAUUGGAUACAUCUUUGCUUUCCCCUAUCACCUUUCUAAUCUCCCCACACCCAAUCAGUCACCCACCUCAUGUGACAGAGUUAUUCAUUGCUCUGUCUAUGCACAAGUAUUCUGGGAAGUUAACCACUCUUCAGACACUGAAUUAUGGGCAAGUACACUUUUCUGCCCUUUUUGAAACUGCAGUCCAGAAAUAGUGACAGAGGAAUAACAUAUCACAUUACUGCAUCUCCCUGUCAUAGAUUGGAUGCUAUGAAGAGUUUUGAACAAAUUCUUGGUCCUCUGACAAAGGUCAUACAGGGGUCAUGUGAUGGUUGGAAGCACCUUGUAGGGAUAAGAACCAAGUGCAAAUGGCAAAUGAGUCCUGGUCAUUGGCUUUGAUCUGGGUAUCAUGUGGCCUUCUCCUUUCUUCCUGCAACUCAAAUAGGUCUCUCCCCAUUUCCCCGUUCUUGGUUUGCACUGGUAGAAGUCUGAGCAGCAGCUUGUUAUCCCACAGUACUGUGAGGGUUGCUGGUGAUUUUCCCCAGCCUGCAGAGAUAUCAGCAAUGAUUUCAGUGAAAAGAUCAGUGCUGUCUGUCCAAUGCAGCUGAAGGGACAGAAGGCAGCAACUUGAGAGCUGGUAUGCGUGU